AUGUAUGGAAUAGCUGGAAUUCGUACAACCACAGACUCUGUACGAAAGUUCUUCAAAAAUAACCCGAAUACAAAAGAUGCGCUUGACUUUAUAAACGUACGUGGAAUUUGCGGUGGAGAAGAUGGGAAUUUGACAUGUUCAAAGAGCAUACUGUCAGCGCCUCUUCUACAUUCUUAUGUCAUCACCAAUACCGUAUCGAGCGAUAAAGCUGGUCCGUCACGUGGUGAAGAGUGCUAUCUAUGGAUGUAUGUUAGAACGGAUACCUUGUGUGACAGGAAAUCGGGCGCAAUAAGAUUUGAAAAAACAAUGUGCGGUGAAAUGGACAAAUGCAACCACGAUGAAUUACACUUCAUGAUUUGA
Molecule: messenger RNA, 360 nt
Organism: Loa loa (African eye worm)
Lineage: Eukaryota; Metazoa; Nematoda; Chromadorea; Rhabditida; Onchocercidae
Exons: 3
Coding region: 1-360 (119 amino acids)
Source: RefSeq, a predicted model, not a curated record